Messenger RNA from Pomacea canaliculata, 1505 nucleotides. RefSeq lists its product as uncharacterized. Bases 530 to 1504 code for a protein of 324 amino acids. The record is from RefSeq and is a predicted model, not a curated record. Lineage: Eukaryota; Metazoa; Mollusca; Gastropoda; Architaenioglossa; Ampullariidae. The transcript is spliced from 9 exons.
AUCAUCAUCAUUAUUAUUAUCUUUACUACAAGUUCACAUUUGCAGAAGUGUAGUAAACAACUUAGUGAUCAGAAUCCAUGUUUUUACAGGAGUUCUUCAAAAAGGAGGCUGUUUAUAGCUCCAGAUUCGAUGUAAUUUAUAAUUGUUAUAAGCGACUGAUAACUUGUAGAGGAGCAGGAAGAAGGUUACUGCCAGGAGCGACUCAGUCCAUCCUGCAGUGAACGCCCGUUGGCUGGCGAAAAUUCUUUCACUUUCGUCAGACUUCGUCCCUAGUACAGCUGAUGCUCCAUCCGUGAAGCCCACACAACCUUCAGCUUCAAAAAAGGGUUACCAAACUACAACGAGGCCAUACACCUCAUCCCUCCAUCUGUGGUGAACUUCGUGGGAAAUUCAGUGGUGCGACCUUUCACUCCGGGGGCGCACGUGGUCUCGAGUACUUGUAUGGUUGAGGACCUAGUGUGUCUACACGACCUCAAGGAAUCUUCCUACAUCGUGGGAAUACAAGCUUGGACAUCGUGAUUCGUUGUAAAUGGCGAUGAAUAUUUUCAAGAAGUUUACAUGGCUGAGCCUUGUGCUUAUAAUAAUUCUUGGACUAGAGUCUGUUGUUUAUCGCGCCUCUCUCCACAACACGCCAGACUUUUCUACAUUAGAAAAAAACAGUGUAGACAUCUGCUCUACAUGGAGAAAGACCGUCAAACGCGUCCUCACGAGGGUGCCAUGGUGGGGGCGUGCCUGUGAUAUGGAAAGUGACUGGGGAAGAAUAAGGUACAACUGCAAAAACAAAAGAGGAAUGGGAAACUGGCAUGUUUGCUUUGAUGAUAACCUUGUGCCUCAGAACAACUGUUUAGUGUACUCAUUUGGUAUUAACUAUGACUUUCGCUUUGAUGAUGCGAUGGCAGCCAUAGGAUGCACCGUCUACUCCUUUGAUCCCAGCAUGCUGGACACUGAUGACCACAAGCGUGGGGACCGUGUUUUCUUCAAGAGAAUCGGCAUCAGCGAUAAGGACGACGACCAUUUUGUACCCAGAGUCGAUUGGUAUGUUCAACGCCGCCCGGCGGUCAACGGUUGGCCGAUGAGACGUCUGCAGACAAUCCUUGACCUCCUGGGUCACAGAAAGGAGCAGCUGACCGUGCUUAAGAUGGACAUUGAAGGCUAUGAGUGGAACGUCACUCGUGAUCUUCUUGACUCGGCGAUAUUGUCGUCCGUCCCGCAGUUUCUGGUGGAGUGGCACCUGUUUAAGGACUUUCCGCCUCGAGAACGAGUCCCUGAUGCCGUUGAUACGUACUUCCGGCUGAAUGAGAUGGGCUUCCAGCUAUUCUCCACUAGCCAUCCCCGAUAUUACCUUUAUUUAGCAACUUCCUUGGGAAUGCAGGCAGAGGUCGUUAACGAGUGUACGUUGUUGUUGUACAUCGGCUUCCCAUUUUUUGUCACUGGCAGUCGUGGAUUUCAUUCAGUGACAUCUUCAAGAUUUACAUCUCUUAAAUCAUUUAAUCCUAUUUAUUAAA